Molecule: messenger RNA, 831 nt
Organism: Laetiporus sulphureus 93-53
Lineage: Eukaryota; Fungi; Basidiomycota; Agaricomycetes; Polyporales; Laetiporaceae
Exons: 7
Coding region: 1-831 (276 amino acids)
Biological process (GO): SCF-dependent proteasomal ubiquitin-dependent protein catabolic process
Cellular component (GO): SCF ubiquitin ligase complex
Molecular function (GO): protein binding
Source: RefSeq, a predicted model, not a curated record
AUGCUGGCGAGCAUUUUAGCGAGUUGGCCGCAGGACUUGGCUUUUGAGCCUGAGGACGAGAAGCAAGCAACGCCUCUACAGAGAUUGCCGAACGAGCUGCUUGUGCAUAUUCUUCGGUGUCUUAAUAUCACGACUCUGGAGCGUUUCGCUCUGGUCAAUCGUAAGGCUCGUGUGGUCUCAUUGGACAUAAGCAUAUGGAGACCUCCACAAAUAUCCGAUGAGGAGGACCUGACCGUGCUGGUGCUGCAAUACUCAUCAGACUACAGGCGGUUAUUCAUCGAACACCCUCGUGUCCGAUGGGACGGCGUGUAUAUUGCAGUGUGCCAUUACAUCCGAGCCGGGGCUAGCGAGAACGCGUGGGUGAACGUCAGUCACUUGAUCACAUACCACCGCUAUCUACGGUUCUAUCCGAAUGGGCAAGUUCUUUCCCUUCUCGCCAAUGAGGAAAUGCCGCCGCAGCAGAUCAUACCCGUACUCAAACCAACGCUGCACAUGAAGGGCCUCUUCAUCGGCAACUGGCACCUAUCCGGCACAACGGUGCACGUCACCUCGCUGACUGACCCGCACCCGUCGAUGGAUUCACGCGCUCGGUAUGCGUUCCAAAUGACGCUCGACCUCCGCUCGCGCCCACUCGGCCGGUGGAACCGUCUCGAUUUCCGUGCAUAUGAUAGCGUGGACAUCGAGAGCGGAGAGACGACGCCGCUUGCGCUCAAACACGAGCGGCCAUUUUGGUUCUCGAAGAUUGUUCACAUCGGCACGCACAGCGUCGGUGUUCGGUCACUGAGAGCGAUUGUGGCGACACUGUUUAAUCUUCAAAAUGGUGGAAGUUGA